UGGGCAGUCAAAUAAUCCGCAACCGAACAGCACACGCAUCAUAUUUUUCACCGGGGUGAGUGAGCAUCAAAAAAAGAGGGUUUCUGAACUGCUGUUCUUUUUACACAAGCAAGCAUGAAGGGAAUGAUUUUUAAACUCGGGAGCCUGAGCCGUGCUGGCCUGGUUCUCCGCAGGAGCAUCCAUACACAUCCACGUCCCGCCACCAUGACCAAGCUCACCUCGGAGGAAAUCUAUGCCCGCGAGGAGAAGCAUGGGGCACACAACUACCAUCCGCUCCCUGUGGCCCUAGAGCGAGGCGAGGGCAUCUAUGUGUGGGAUGUGGAAGGCAACCGGUACUAUGAUUUCCUCAGUGCAUACAGUGCAGUAAAUCAGGGUCACUGCCACCCUAAGAUUGUCUCUGCGCUCACCAAGCAGGCGUCUACGCUCGCCUUGACUUCCAGAGCAUUCUACAAUGACGUGCUUGGAGCCUAUGGAGAGUACGUCACCAACAUGUUUGGAUAUGACAAAGUUUUACCCAUGAAUACAGGGGUUGAAGGUGGUGAGACGGCCUGUAAGCUUGCCAGGAAGUGGGCCUACAACAUAAAGGGGGUUCCAAACAAUAAGGCCAAGAUCAUUUUUGCAGAGGGAAACUUCUGGGGUCGCACCUUGGCUGCCAUCUCCAGCUCCACUGACCCCAGUAGCUACGAGGGUUUUGGGCCAUAUAUGCCCGGGUUUGAGCUUGUCCCGUUCAAUGACAUUCCUGCACUAGAGAAAGCUUUUCAGGACCAAAAUGUUGCCGCUUUCAUGGUGGAACCUAUCCAAGGAGAAGCAGGCGUGGUUGUGCCUGACCAAGGCUACCUGACCAAAGUCAGAGAACUUUGCACAAAAUACAAUGUGCUGUGGAUCGCUGAUGAGGUCCAGACGGGCCUGGCACGGACUGGCCGGCGCCUGGCUGUCGACCACGAAGGUGUUCGCCCGGAUUUGGUGAUACUGGGCAAAGCUCUCUCUGGAGGAGUUUAUCCAGUGUCUGCAGUACUUUGUGAUAAUGACAUAAUGUUGACCAUUAAGCCUGGGGAGCACGGAUCCACAUUCGGAGGGAACCCUGUGGCUUGUCGUGUUGCUAUUGCAGCUUUGGAGGUGAUGGAGGAAGAGAAGCUUGCAGAGAAUGCUCAAAGGAUGGGAGAACUUUUGCGUUCUGAGUUGAGGAAACUGCCCAAAGACAUUGUGACAACAGUCAGAGGGAAAGGCCUCCUCAAUGCAGUUGUUAUCAAGGAGACCAAAGACUACGAUGCCUGGAAGGUUUGCUUGCGCCUUCGGGACAACGGACUCUUGGCCAAGCCCACCCAUGGGGACAUCAUCCGACUGGCCCCGCCUCUGGUCAUCAGGGAGCAUGAACUCCAGGAAUGCAUCGAUAUCAUUCAGAGGACCAUCAUGUCCUUCUAAAAAAAAAAAAAAGAAAACAUAGUCCAAAUCUUUUGAGGCCAAGGAAGGCCACACUUAAUGUUUUAGUUGCUAUUAUUUAGAUUUUAUUUUUAGACCAUUUUCAUGCUCUUCGAAAGAAUCUUAGGAAUAGGAGUAGGAAUUGUAUGAAGACACCUUUGUAAGAGUAACUGCUGUAGAAGAGAGAGAAUACAGUUUGGUUUUCUAAGGAGAGGUUGCAGGUAGAUCUUAAACUUUUGAUGUGUUUAGUUUACAGUGUGUGAUUUUAACUAUAAAUUGUGGGGGUUUUCAGAAACCUUCAGUUUAAAAAUAGAGAAACAGUGUUACUACUGAAGCCUAUGGUCUGGUCAAGAAGGGAAAAAGACCUCCUGUAGGACAGUGAAGCAAAUGCACCUUUUUUUUUUAUGUAAAUCAUCUUAAGGUCCCAUUGCACAGGUUGAGUAAGGUCAAACCGUCAGUCUUCCACCAUCAUUUACAUUUAGUCUGAUAUGUUAACGUUAAGCUGUGUUUGCGUCUACAGCUCCAACUCUAGUAGAACUUACUUUGUAAUUGGUUAUCAUUUAAGUGUUUACACUGCUGGAUUUCUUUCAGCUUGACUGAUUUCUGCUGACAUGUUCUGAAAACGAUCUUGUUACAUAAGAGGUCAAAAGUCUAGAUAUCUUGCAAUUUAGGGUUUUCCUUUUUUUAUAUUUAUGUAAUUGUGCAUUUGCACUGUAAUUGCCACUUAAACUAAAGUUACAAUAAUUCAAAAUCCAAUUGACCAAAUUUCAUACAUUCUCUCUAUAACAGUUAAUUUUGCCACAAAAGAAAAUAUGUGAGAAAUGUCACUCGCUGCUUUAAGAUGAAUUAAAGAAUGUUUGGAUGGAUGGCGACGUGGUGCUGGAGGAGGCUGGCUUAGUUUUAAAUAUUUGCUGUUUGUGCAGUAUGUAUGUGAAGAUGGCCUUUUUGAAGACACCUGACAUUGAUAUAAAAUCCAUUGUUCCCCAAAUAAAUUAUUUCAACAUA
Messenger RNA from Xiphophorus maculatus (southern platyfish), 2424 nucleotides. RefSeq names its product ornithine aminotransferase (gene oat). NCBI's taxonomy places the organism in Eukaryota, Metazoa, Chordata, Actinopteri, Cyprinodontiformes, Poeciliidae. Gene Ontology annotation, molecular function: identical protein binding; pyridoxal phosphate binding; L-ornithine transaminase activity. Gene Ontology annotation, cellular component: cytoplasm. The transcript has 10 exons. The record is from RefSeq and is a predicted model, not a curated record. The coding region runs from base 115 to 1422 and encodes 435 amino acids.